UUUAUCGUUUAUAUUGCACUGGUCGGCUUGAAACCCUCAGGUUUUUUCGCACCGCUGGUUAGUACGCGUUGAACUCGUUGAUAAAAUGCCCCAACUAGGACCCAAAGUCAAGUUCAACAAUGGUAACGAGGCACCUCAAUUUGGCCUGGGAACAUGGAAGGCGAAACCCGGCGAGGCAGAGGAGGCUGUGAAGUACGCAAUAGAGAUUGGGUACCGGCACAUCGACUGCUCGCCCACAUACGAGAGCGAGAAGGAAAUUGGAGCUGCGAUAAAAGCGAAAAUCGAGGAUGGGACAGUCAAGCGAGAGGAUCUCUUCAUCGUCAGCAAGCUCUGGAGCAAUUCUCACCUACCCACCAGCGUGGAGAAGGCCCUUAGGGGGAGUCUGGAUGACUUGGGCUUGGAGUACUUGGACCUGUACCUCAUUCAUUGGCCCUUCGCCUUUGAAGAUGGCGAUGAACUCUUCCCCAGACAUCCCGAUGGCAAUUAUAGAUUGACAGAUACUGAUUAUUUGGAGACUUGGAAGGGAAUGGAGGAGGUUCUCCAGAAGGGGCUGACGAAGAACAUUGGUGUCAGUAAUUUCAAUUCAGAGCAGCUUGAGAGACUUCUGAAAAAUUGCCAGGUUAAGCCUGUGACCAAUCAGAUCGAAGUCCAUCCUUAUUUGAUCCAAAAGGAGCUAUCGAAAUUCUGUAGAGAUCGUGGGGUGCAAGUGACAGCUUUCUGUCCCCUGGGCUCUCCAGCGAGACCGUGGGCCAAGCCCAAUGAUCCCAAGCUGCUGGAGGACGAGAAACUUGGGGAGAUAGGCAAGAAAUACAACAAAACUCCUGCUCAAGUUCUUAUCCGUUAUCAGCUUGAUAGAGGACACCUCGUGAUCCCCAAGUCAUUCUCGAAGACGCGUCUCCUCGAAAAUUCUCAGAUUUUUGACUUCCAGUUGACCUCCGAGGAUAUUGCGUACAUCGAUACUUUCCACAAUGGCUGGCGUAUCUGUCCAAUGUCUAGCGCGACCACGAGCAUCUAUUGGCCAUUUAACAUUCCUUACUGAUCAGUGAGGAAUCCUCAAGAACUGCCACCUGUCAAUGCUUCAUAUUAUAUUUUGAUACUCAUCAACCUUAUUUCACAUUGACUAGAGAAAUCAAUAAAGAUCAAGUAGAUAUCAA
Molecule: messenger RNA, 1154 nt
Organism: Diachasmimorpha longicaudata
Lineage: Eukaryota; Metazoa; Arthropoda; Insecta; Hymenoptera; Braconidae
Product: aldo-keto reductase family 1 member B1-like
Exons: 5
Coding region: 86-1039 (317 amino acids)
Molecular function (GO): oxidoreductase activity
Source: RefSeq, a predicted model, not a curated record